AUGUUUAACUUUGAUGGCUAUCUUUCUUCUUUCCACUCGUUCCACAAUCUCUUUGAAUUUGUUAUUAGUUAUUACUCUUUCACAACACUAUUUUUCCCAUUACCCAUUUUCAGAUUUUCAAGUUUGAACCCCCCACCAUCAACGAUUCAACAUCAACAUCUUUUUCUUGGUCUCUCACUUACGUUUACCCAGUCAAACCUCCCCUGUAUAUUACCGAUCAAAGUUAAACCCCAAGAUGAUAUUCUCACUUCCCUCACAUUUUAUCAAUUUCGGCAUACCCACCUGACCAAUUAUUUUGCUUCACAUCUUUGCAUUGAUUAUAAAGUCAAAUACCAAGUUCCCAAUAGCUGUCUCAGCCUCAUUCUGUUUUUAGUUGACCAAUCUAUUUCAUUGCCAAGCCUUCCUUUGGUGUUGAACAACAAGACAAUAUUAAGUGCCUAUAUUCAUUGGGUAUCCUUCAAAUUUUGAUCUUGAGUUCUGUUAUUGUCGUUGGGUUUACUUCUUCUUAGUCAGUGUAGUUGUUGUUCAACUUCAAUCUGCUAAAUCAGCCUAAUUCAAGUUCUUGAUUGCAUAUUUUGACACAUAAAAGAGUGUCCCAUACAAUUCUAGCUUUAUAAGUAUUGAAAGAUUUGUUGUUCUAUGGAGAAGCAUGCUGCAUAUGCUCAAACAUACUCGUUUGGAGGCUCAAACCAUGGUCAGGGUCAACAAGCUGUGCCAUUUCAGACCAACAAGAGUUCCCUUAAGGUUUUGCUGUUACAUGGGAACUUAGAUAUCUGGGUAAAGGAGGCCAAAAACCUUCCUAACUUGGAUUUGUUUCAUAAAAAGUUAGGAGAAAUGUUUUCCAUAUUGCCCGGGAAGGUUAACAACAAAAUUGAGGGGCAUAUGUCUGAUAAGAUAACAAGUGAUCCUUAUGUCACAGUCUCAGUAUCAGGUGCUGUAAUUGGGAGGACAUUUGUGAUUAGUAAUAGUGAGAACCCAGUUUGGAGGCAGAAUUUUAAUGUUCCUGUUGCACAUGAUGCUGCAGAAGUGCAUUUUGUUGUCAAAGACAGUGAUAUUGUUGGCUCACAGGUUAUGGGUGUUGUGGGAAUUCCAGUGGAGCAAUUAUAUUCUGGCAUGAAAAUUGAGGGAACCUUCCCAAUUCUUAAUGCCAGUGGGAAGCCCUGCAAGGCUGGAGCUAUCUUGAGUUUAUCAAUUCAGUACACCCCAGUGGAUAAAGUGAACAUUUAUCAUGGAGUAGAUUCAAGUCCUCAUUCCCAAGGGGUCCCUGGUACCUACUUUCCACUUAGGAAAAGCGGAAAAGUGACACUAUAUCAAGAUGCCCAUGUUCAUGAUGGUUGCCUUCCCAGUUUGAAGCUUCAUGGUGAUGUUCAGUAUGAGCACAGGAGUUGUUGGCAUGAUAUCUUUGAAGCAAUAAGUCAGGCCCGUCGUUUGAUAUACAUUGCAGGGUGGUCGGUGUACCACAAGGUUCAACUGAUUCGAGAUGGUAAUAAUGCAACAGAUUGCAUGUUGGGGGAUCUUCUCAAAAUCAAGUCACAAGAAGGUGUAAGAGUACUGCUCCUUGUAUGGGAUGAUCCUACCUCUAGGAGCAUUUUGGGAUUAAAAACAGAAGGCAUCAUGAAUACCAAAGAUGAGGAGACUCGCCAUUUUUUUAAGCACUCUUCAGUGCAAGUUCUACUCUGCCCCCGAUCUGCUGGAAAAGGACAUAGCUGGAUCAAAAAGCAGGAAGUUGGAACAAUCUAUACCCAUCAUCAGAAAACAGUGAUUGUGGAUGCGGAUGCAGGUCACAAUAAACGAAAGAUCAUGGCAUUUGUUGGAGGUCUUGAUUUAUGCAGGGGCCGAUAUGAUACUCCUAAACAUCCUCUUUUUAGGACUUUAGAAACAGUGCACAAAGAUGACUAUCGUAACACCAACUUCACGGAGCCUCUUGUUGGCUGUCCAAGAGAACCGUGGCAUGAUUUGCAUUGUCGUAUUGAUGGUCCAGCUGCAUAUGACAUCCUUACCAAUUUUGAGGAGCGUUGGCAGAAGGCAUCACAACCUCACGGGCUUGGAAAGCUAAAAGCAUCAUCACAUGAUGAUGCCCUACUUAAGAUCGAAAGAAUUCCAGACAUCAUUGGGAUAGCAGAGUUUCCUUGCCAAACUCAGAAUGAUCCAGGGGGUUGGCAUGUACAGGUUUUUCGUUCAAUUGAUUCCAAUUCUGUGAAAGGAUUUCCCGAGGACCCAAAAGAUGCUAUGAGCAUGAAUCUCUUAUGUGGGAAGAAUGUACUGAUAGACAUGAGCAUACAUACAGCAUAUGUGAAGGCAAUCCGUGCUGCCCAAAAAUUCAUUUAUAUUGAGAACCAGUACUUCCUUGGGUCAUCAUACAAUUGGGAUUCUCACAAAGACUUAGGUGCCAAUAAUUUAAUACCGAUGGAAAUUGCUCUCAAAAUUGUUAACAAAAUAAAAGCGAAUCAGAGGUUCUCUGCAUAUAUCAUUAUGCCAAUGUGGCCAGAAGGUGUUCCUACAAGCACUCCCAUUCAGCGGAUUCUCUAUUGGCAGCAUAAAACAAUGCAGAUGAUGUAUGAAAUGAUUUACAAUGCGUUAAAGGAGGUUGGACUUGAGAACAAAUAUGAGCCACAAGACUAUUUGAAUUUCUUCUGCCUGGGCAAUCGUGAGGCACCAGAUACGGAAGACAGUUCAGGUGCAAGAAAUUCCCCUGCAGUAAAGACUCCUCAAGUACUUACUCAGAAGAGUAGGCGUUUUAUGGUUUAUGUCCACUCUAAGGGAAUGAUAGUGGAUGAUGAGUAUGUGAUACUAGGAUCUGCAAAUAUAAAUCAGCGGUCCAUGGAAGGCACCAGAGACACUGAAAUUGCAAUGGGUGCAUAUCAGCCUUAUCAUACCUGGGCAAGCAAACGUUCUAGUCCACAUGGACAGAUAUAUGGAUAUAGAGUAUCAUUAUGGGCAGAGCACAUUGGAGCUCUCGAAGGAUGUUUCAAGCACCCAGAGAGCCUCGAAUGUGUGAGGCGGGUAAAGUCCUUGAGCGAGCUCAACUGGAGACAAUAUGUAGCUGAUGAGGUAACAGAAAUGAAGGGUCACCUAUUAAAGUAUCCACUCGAAGUUGAUCGAACGGGCAAGGUGAAGCCUCUUCCUGGCUGUGCAACAUUCCCAGACGUAGGAGGAACUAUAACUGGGACAUUUACAGUCAUUAAAGAAAACCUCACUAUCUGAUCCACUUCAAUGAUACCUAAUCCCAGAAUUGUUGACAAUUUAAACCAAUUAUGUUCCCAAUGAAGAGAGUAUAUAAAUAUAUGCUUCUGCUCUAUGUUUGGCAAA
Molecule: messenger RNA, 3309 nt
Organism: Quercus robur (English oak)
Lineage: Eukaryota; Viridiplantae; Streptophyta; Magnoliopsida; Fagales; Fagaceae
Product: phospholipase D gamma 1-like
Exons: 10
Coding region: 640-3204 (854 amino acids)
Biological process (GO): phosphatidylcholine metabolic process; phospholipid catabolic process
Cellular component (GO): plasma membrane
Molecular function (GO): D-type glycerophospholipase activity; calcium ion binding
Source: RefSeq, a predicted model, not a curated record